Molecule: messenger RNA, 1451 nt
Organism: Epinephelus fuscoguttatus (brown-marbled grouper)
Lineage: Eukaryota; Metazoa; Chordata; Actinopteri; Perciformes; Serranidae
Exons: 5
Coding region: 505-1245 (246 amino acids)
Source: RefSeq, a predicted model, not a curated record
CUGUGUGACCAUGCAUCACAGGCAUUUUAGAAAAGCGUAGGCUAAAUGUAUCACAAAUUACAAAUUAAAUGUGCAAAACUAAGAAAUAAGUCAGUUUUGAUAUUGCUCACUUUUCCUCUCUCUGUAUAACUGUUCCUGGAAAUUGGCCCCUUUCCUGCUGGGAAGUUUAUAUUCCUGUUCAUGAGGUCAUUUCUUCCUGUAAUUUAGCAUGUGAGCUUUCUGGUGUGCGUGUGUGUGUGAAUGUGUGUGUGUGUAAUGGGGCACUUCCUUCCUUUACGUCCAUCUGGAUAAGAGAAACAGCAGCAUAAAGGAAACUGUCAAGUUACUGAGAAAAGGAAAAGAAAGUAAGAGAAAGAGUGAGCUGAUGGACUCCGGGCGCCUGACAACAAUUUAAACAAGCAGUUUCCAAUGAAGCCAGGCAACAGCCUUCCACACAAGCCAUGACUUUAUCUGAACAGAGGAAGUAAAAUCGACUUGUGAUGAAUCUUGCUGUUACAAGCAGACAUGCGUUACCUUCUCCUCGGUGUCAUCAGCUGUUUCUGCCUUCUUCACACUGGUCUCAGUGUGGAAGAAUGCAGCCAUGAUGUUCUGGCAACGCGUGAGACAUUUGAUGUCCCAGCAGGGGGCAGUCAGUCUCUGUCCUGUGUGGUCCAGCACUGUGGAGACUACUGGAAAGGUACCUGGAUACGAACUAAUUCGACAGGUGAAGAGUUAAGUGUAAGGCACCGUGUGAGGCAUGUGAUGCUCUCAGCCAAUCAAACUAAAUUAAUUUUAGAUUUACUGAGUGUCACCCAAUUAGAUGAAGGUUCCUAUGGAUGCAAAGUUAAAUGGGCUGAUGGUGAAACUCAGCAGGGACAUCUGAAAUAUGUGAAUGUCACUGCAGCUGUCACCUCUCAGAGGACUGUAUUGCACAGGGUUCUGGUCUGUGCCAGUGCUUCUCUUUGCCUUCCCAUCAUUCUGGGAUUGGCUUAUUGUCUGAGUUCAAAAGUCAAGCCUCAGACACUUCCCAGGACGCUAUCCACUCAUGCAGCUGUAGACACAGACCAACCACACCCAGCUCCACAGCCUCCACCUCGAUGCCCUGUACCACAGAAACGUAGCAAAUCCCCUCGCAAAGCUGCCCCCAAGUCCCAACAAAAGACUGAGGUGGUGUAUGCAGACAUUUCCCAGGAUGCACUGAGACAGCAGGGAGCCACCAGAGCGCCUGACCAGUCCACUGUGUACUCAUCCCUCAGAUUUUCCUGACUGCUGUUGAAAAAUUGUCUGCUGAGGAUCAGUUAUGUGGGACUUGCUUGAUCUUUGACGUCUUCGGGAGGCAUUCGAUAAAGACUUGUGUAACCUGGGAGCUUCUCAUUGCAGGACUGCAUCUGAGACAUUCUGACUGUUGUUUGACUUCACCCACGUUUUGUAUAAAACCAUUAAAGCAGAGGACAAAAUAAGACCCAAAAUAA